GCAUAAAUUAAAUCUGAUCCUAAUCAUGGCAUUAACCUCCGUUAAAAUGGCCGCUGACGUCUAUUUGGUUUGCUUGCAACAUGCUUUAUCGACCGAGAAAGAAGAAGUUAUGGGACUUCUUAUUGGAGAGAUUCCUGUCUUCUAGGGGCAUCAGGACUCCUGGCAAUGGCCGUUAUGCCAGGUGACCUUUCCUGUGGCUGGACGGCACCUGUGAGGAGAGCCUCUGAUUGGAUGGAGUUGGUGGCACCAGAGCAGAUGACCCACAAUGAAGCGGACCAAGUCAUCUCUUGCAGGUGACCGAAUGGUGCCAUCAGUCUCUAAGAAAGGCAAGAUUGAUUCACACAAAGUGGCACACAUUUCAGCUGUUGCAAUGCUGAGGCGGUCAGAUAAACGGCGUGACAGAGUGGAAAUUUCUCCAGAACAAUUGUCAAAUGCAUCAAACCUUGCUGAAAAGUUGGCUGGCCAGUUAAACCAGCCAAUGAGAGUAAUUGGUUGGUACCACUCUCAUCCUCAUAUUACAGUGUGGCCAUCUCAUGUGGAUGUGCAAACACAAUCAAUGUAUCAGGUCAUGGAUCCAGGUUUUGUGGGAGUAAUAAUUUCUGUUUUCAAUGAAGAUAAGUCAUCAAAGGAGCAGAAAAUUCAAAUUACAUGCUUCCAGUCUGUCACCCAAAAUCCACAUGGAGAUUCUCCACAAUUCAGACAGCUGGAAGUACCUCUACAUAUAGAGCCAACGGUGUCACUAUCUACACCAAAUAUUCAGUCAAUGGCGGUACUGCCAGAAAUUCUGUUUCAAGAAGAAAAGGAUAGCUAUGACAAAACAACAAAGAUUCCUCAUCUGAACUACAUUGCACAGUUGAACAACAGAGCAGUACUAACCCAUGCCCUCUGCCGGAUUACUGAGGCCGUAUCUGGACCAUUACUGACAGCUCUGGAAAAAAGGAUAACUGCCAAUGAGAAGCGGUGUCAAGAGCUACAGCGUGAAAAGGAGGCCCUACUGAAGUUAAGAUCGUCCAAUCAAUAGAGACUGCUUUACCUGUGAUAUGUGGAAACUCUGUGCUUGUGUUGUUACAUGGGGAUGCAAUGUGGACAAAAUGAAUUUAAUAUGUUGUGUAUACCCCCAAAUUACAAUAAAUGUCAGCUAAAAUCCUCUUCAGGAAAAUCUUGAA
This is a messenger RNA of Schistocerca nitens (vagrant locust), 1166 nucleotides long. RefSeq names its product lys-63-specific deubiquitinase BRCC36-like. The record is from RefSeq and is a predicted model, not a curated record. Gene Ontology annotation, cellular component: BRISC complex; BRCA1-A complex. Gene Ontology annotation, molecular function: metallopeptidase activity; polyubiquitin modification-dependent protein binding; cysteine-type deubiquitinase activity. Bases 266 to 1021 code for a protein of 251 amino acids. Lineage: Eukaryota; Metazoa; Arthropoda; Insecta; Orthoptera; Acrididae. The transcript has 7 exons. Gene Ontology annotation, biological process: double-strand break repair.